ACGCCCAUUGCCCAAUAUGGGCAUACACCGCACUCGGCGCUGGCCACGCCCCCAUCUGUACUGGUCACGCCCCAGGCCCUAUAAGGCCACGCCCACCGUUAGGCGCCGGUCACGCCCACCGCCCGCGGCCUCCGGGCCGUGAGGGGGCGCCCUCGCGCGGCCGCGCCUCUCCGGAAAGAGCCGAGCGGCGGCGGAGGUGGCCGAAGCGGGGCGCGGGGACGAUGGCGCAGCAGGUCGAGCAGCUGCGGGCGGACGGCGUGGACAAGGAAGUGCUGCGGGAGGGCACCGGGCCGCUCCCCGACUUCCGCGAUGGCACCAAGGCCACUUUUCACUACCGAACGCUGCGGUGCGGGGAUGAGGAGCGGCCUCUGGACGACAGCCGCGCGCGGGGGAAGCCCAUGGAGCUCAUCGCGGGGAAGAAGUUCAAGCUGCCGGUGUGGGAGGCGGCGCUGCGCACCAUGCGGCCCGGCGAGAGGGCGCGCUUCCGCUGCGACACCAAGCACGUGGUGCUCUACCCGCUGGUGGCCAAGAGCCUGCGCAACAUCGCGGCGGGGAAGGACCCUCUGGAGGGGCAGCGGCACUGCUGCAGCAUCGCCCAGCUGCACGACCACUACUCCCUGGGCUACCCCGACCUCGAUGAGCUCCAGAAGAACCCCCAGCCCCUCAUCUUCGAUAUCGAAGUGCUCAAGGUGGAGGCCCCUGGCUCCUACGAGCAGGACCCGUGGGCCAUGACGGAUGAGGAGAAGCUUCAGGCCGUCCCCCAGAUCCACAAGCAGGGCAACGAGCUGUAUCGGCAGGGCAAGGUGCAGGAGGCAGCUUCCAAAUACUACGAUGCCAUCGCCUGUCUCAAGAACCUGCAGAUGAAGGAGCAGCCGGGCUCUCCAGACUGGAUCGAGCUUGACCAGAAGAUCACACCCCUUCUGCUAAAUUACUGCCAGUGCAAACUGCAGUGCGAGGAGUACUACGAGGUGCUGGACCACUGCUCCUCCAUCCUCAACAAGUAUGAGGACAAUGUCAAGGCUUACUUCAAGCGGGGAAAGGCCCACGCAGCGGUGUGGAACGUGGCGGAGGCACAAGCUGACUUUGCCAAAGUGCUGGCCCUCGACCCCUCGCUGCGUCCCGUCGUCUCCAAGGAGCUGCGGAGUCUGGAAGCGCGCCUGCGUGAGAAGGACGCCGAGGACAAGAUCCGCUUCAAGGGCAUCUUCUCGCAGUAGAGAGCCCAACGCUCUCUGAACAGGUUCUUUUAGAUAUUCCACAUGUGGAAUGGUCAUCGAUGUUUAUUAAUGUUUAAUACAAAUUUUACUUAUUUGAAGUCGUUUGAAGUGGUCCGGGAGCUGGCCCCAGCCCGGUGACACUGCAGUGCACUUAAAGUCGCAGUAUUAAGCAGCGCAUAGCGAUCUCAGUCCAAGCACGAAGCUCCUUGCCGGGCUCUCGGCUACGCUCGUCAUUACCCCAGGAAAAAGACGCUGGGGAUGAUGUGCACUCAAGCCCACUGCUCCCUGCCAAGCGCUUUUAUUCGUUGUUUUGAUGGUGUUAUACUUUCCGUCGGGCUGAGCCGCCACGCCUGGGGCAGCCGAGCUGUUUUAUGGUUGCAGGGGCUGCGGGCAAAGCCUUAGCCCCGUCUCCUACCCCUCCGUGCCUGUACUGUGCGCCAUGUCCUGCACCGUCACUUCUCAAGGCUGCUGCAUCAUCCCAAGCCGGCGCUUCCUCUCCAUCGUCAUGUCAGCGUCGUAAAUAUUUUAUAUAGAAUAACUGCUCGUUACUGCUAUCUAUAUAA
Cuculus canorus (common cuckoo) is the source of this 1777-nucleotide messenger RNA. RefSeq names its product aryl hydrocarbon receptor interacting protein (gene AIP). Bases 222 to 1214 code for a protein of 330 amino acids. The transcript has 6 exons. The record is from RefSeq and is a predicted model, not a curated record. NCBI's taxonomy places the organism in Eukaryota, Metazoa, Chordata, Aves, Cuculiformes, Cuculidae. Gene Ontology annotation, molecular function: protein binding; peptidyl-prolyl cis-trans isomerase activity.